Molecule: messenger RNA, 1989 nt
Organism: Cherax quadricarinatus
Lineage: Eukaryota; Metazoa; Arthropoda; Malacostraca; Decapoda; Parastacidae
Source: RefSeq, a predicted model, not a curated record
CUUGCUCUAUAACAUCAGUCGAGAACCAGCCGCCAGUGGAGACACACGUGUGUCUGACCUAACACCCAUCCUCACUCUCCUUAAGAGAUUUUAGGAGACUAUCUGUGACUGGAAGUGAAAAAGUGAUAUUCUUAAGAGGGAUUUACUGAGACGAGGGAGACUGAAGUGAUUCGUGUCAUCCAUAAGUCGACCCACACGAGGACGUUGUUUAUAAACACUGCCAGUGCUGGAAGCUCAUUAACAUAUUUUGUGACCUGAGGGAGUGUGACCUGAGGGAGUGUGACCUGAGGGAGUGCGACCUGAGGGAGUGCGCUGCCCAAGCAUUCAUUAAAAUCCAAGAUUUUACUGAGAUACGGAAGAAAGUGGGAAUAAAAGCAGCACAAUUUAAAACCACGUGUCACCUUGCACGUCCAGGAACUUAAAGAAGAUGAGGAUGUUGUGGCGUGCGUGGAUGUUGGGCGUGGUGAUGGUGGUGGGCGUGGCGCGGUGUGAGGACCGCUGGGUGUGGGGUAACAUCAAGGCCUCCAGUAUCCCCGGCUACGUAGAACCCACUACCGCCUCGCCGCUCGAACCAACCACCUUCCGUCCACAAUAUCAACCGGUUGGGCGAGCGGCGGCUUCCCAACUACGUCACUUUCCCCGCGUCACCGCUAACCCUUACUUUGUAAACGCCUUCCAGCCCUUCUCACUAGUGCCGCCGCCCCGUACGUCCUCUGAUGGCACUACUAAGAGUCGCGUGACGACCGAUACGGCCUUCGACGGCGCCAGUGGAGCAGUGCUGGAUGCCGGGGACAAGUACACCACACUGGACCGUCUGCAGAGUGAGCGAGGGGCUCCUCCUGCCUUCCCCCGCCCGGAGAAACACCAGCUAGGCGGCCUCCACCCUGACGAGGUGUUCUACGCUGACGACGAUCUCCUCAUCAUCAAGGGAGGAGGCUUCAACUCUGACGCGUUCGAGGAGCCGUCUCAGCCACUGGAUGCUGACGACGACGAUAUCAGAGAGGGGUCGGCCACCAGGGUGUCAUCAGUAGUGGCUCCUCUACCUUCCCCUCACCAGGAGUACAACGGCAACAUCCCCGCCAUAGUGCCUUACCCGCAACGAAUGAGUCACCAGCCCCUCUCCCUCUUUGUUGAAGGAGCCUCAACCAACAACUACAUCUUAGUUCCUUACGUCUUCCAACAACCUGGAGUCGGCGUAGCCACGGCUGAUGGAACCUUCAAUAAUCACAUUGACAACAGUUACGUGAAUUUGCGGAAGCCCUUGAAGAGUGCGCAGUACGUGUACCAUAUUCCUUACCAGCCAGUUUUUCUUACACACCAUAACAUCAUCCCAGUUGUACCGCAGGUGCAGCAGCACCCCAGCACCCUACAGCAGGCGCAGCAGCACCCCAGCACCCUACAGCAGGUACAACAGCACCCCAGCACCCUACAGCAAGUGCAACAGCACCCUAGCACUCUCAAACUGCCACACUCUCUUGCUGGCGACACUGCCGUCAACUAUAGGCACCCACGGCCACCAAUCAAUCCUGACGCAGAGCUUGUGGUUCCAUCUAGCACCUCUAGUGCCAACUUCUUCUACCCCGGCAGCAAUCGCCGUCAGCAGAGCAGACCCAGGCUGUGAGCUCCACAUACACCUACACAACACAUCCUAACAGAUACAAAAGAAAAAAAACGCAUCUUCUGCCCACCACACAACACACUAACUUUCACACAAUACGAACAUACACUGCUCUAGCGUGAAUACACACACACACACACACACCUCUGCUCACCAAAACACACAGCAACGAAACACAAGCACAAAAACACACACACACAAGUCUCUGCUUUUAGCCACAACACCCCCACCACACAUACUCACCUCUAACACAACCACACUGCAUUCAAAUGUGCCUUGCCGUCUAUCUUCCUUUUGUACAGUAGUAUAAGUAUAUGUAAUUUAGUUUAUAUAUAAUAUAUAUACAUAUAUAUUAAAAACUAUGAACUAUA